Messenger RNA from Sitophilus oryzae (rice weevil), 2308 nucleotides. Its product is annotated as ubiquitin carboxyl-terminal hydrolase 2-like. Gene Ontology annotation, cellular component: cytoplasm. Lineage: Eukaryota; Metazoa; Arthropoda; Insecta; Coleoptera; Curculionidae. Gene Ontology annotation, molecular function: cysteine-type deubiquitinase activity. Gene Ontology annotation, biological process: protein deubiquitination. The record is from RefSeq and is a predicted model, not a curated record. The transcript is spliced from 11 exons. Bases 282 to 2027 code for a protein of 581 amino acids.
UGAGACAAUAAAAUUCUAGCACUUUCUAAAAAGAUUCGAUGUGUCUGCCAGCUAAAAAUAGUACAUUACUUUUAUAUUUCGUAUUAUUCGUAGUGACAUAUUUUAGAAAAUAACUGGAUUAUACGGCUAUUUUUAGCGCACUGUAGAGCGUUUUUUUACCCAUCUUUUGGCAUUUUUCAGUGUCCCAAAUACGACAUGGUUUCCCGAAAGUCCUCCUAGGAGAUAAUUAAAUUUAGUACCACCGAAUGCAAGAAGAUAUUUCUUAAAAAAAUAUAUUAAAAAUGCCAGUGUUAAGUCCACAUAGAAGUUUAUCCUCCGGAUUGUCUGGAUCAUAUCGGUACACUUACAAUACAGCCUUUGAUAAGCCUUAUUAUGGAAGUACUAGUUAUAACCCUCGGUUGUCUAGUUAUUCAGAACGAUUUACGACAAGAACUUAUACGGAUUCAGAUGGGAGAAGAGUAUACUUAAGAAGUGGCUCAAUCACGGAAGAUGGAGUGACGACAAAAUUUCGAGAGGAAUCUAGAGAGGGCUCGUCAUCUCGAGACAGUGGAAUCAAUUCAGUGAGAGAAGGCAGUGCCUUGGAUUUUCCUCGAAGAGACAGUUCGCUGAGUAGAUCCGAUAGAGUGUCCACUUCCAGCGUGAUAGACUCGGUGGCGGAAAUGAGGAACAAGUAUUCUCCAGCCAAUUACGUACCGGCCAUUUACAGGAACAAAUAUGAAAAUAUCUCCAGAUCGAAGUCGAUUAACGAUAUAGGUCUUCCUCCAAUUGAAAAUAAAUCUACCAACAAUGUAUCUCCUCCUAAAAACCAGGACGUGAACACAUCUCCCUCAGGAGGUGGCGCCAAAGGCGGUAAAAGCUCCGCCGGUACUACCGGCGCUUCCAGACGCUCAUUGGUCGCCUCACAACCCGCCGACAAGGACCUCGACGAUGACGUGGCGCAUGCGCGGCGCGUUUCUCCAUCAAAUAAGCUGGGUCUAGUCGGUUUGAGGAAUAUCGGCAACACCUGCUUCAUGAACAGCGUAUUACAGUGCCUGAGUAACACCAAAGUGCUACUGGAUUAUAUUAAUAAGGACAGUUACCAAAGAGAUAUCAACAGCACUACUUCUGCUAUGAAAGGAGCCCUAAUUAAAUCAUUUGCUGAACUAUUAAAACAAUUAUGGUCACCCAGUUCUUCAGGACCUGUAAACACUGCAGCUCUCAAGGCACAGAUUCAGAAAUUCGCUCCUCGGUUUAUGGGAUAUGCUCAGCAGGAUGCUCAGGAAUUUUUGCGAUAUCUUUUGGAAGGAUUGCACGAAGAAGUGAACAGGGUAACGUCAAAACACAAACCAAUCACGACGGACAUUGACGAUACUCUGUCAGAUACGGAAAAGGCCAACGAAGCCUGGAAACGAUACGUCCGAACCGAAGAUUCUUAUAUAGUGGAUAUGUUCGUUGGUCAACUAAAGUCUACUUUGAAGUGUACAUUUUGUGGCCACUGCAGCGUUACAUUCGACCCCUUCUGGGACUUAUCAUUGCCUUUACCCUCAGGUAGGAAUUCCACAGCUUUGCGCUUGUCCCACUGUCUGGACGCUUUCACCAAGGAAGAGACACUUGAUGGAGACGAAAAACCGAAAUGCGAUAAGUGUAAAGAACGAAGACGGUGCACGAAGAGUUUUAGCAUACAGAAAUUUCCUCAGGUCUUAGUAAUUCAUCUUAAGCGGUUUUCCCCUCUGGAACGAUUCCGUGGAAAACUCAAUACACUAGUGGAGUUUCCUGUGGAAAACCUGGAUUUAUCCAGAUACGCUGCUGAUUCGGCGCAGCAAAAUGGAAUGUCCUCCAGAUACAAUCUGUAUGCAGUGUCGGAACAUUCGGGCACUCCCUAUUCGGGGCAUUACACUGCACACUGCAAAAACCCACUAAGCGGCGAGUGGCACGAAUAUAAUGAUUCCCGAGUAUCACUAGCCAGUGCACGUUCCGCAGUGUCGCCAGAGGCGUACGUAUUGUUCUACGAGAGAGAAGGAGAAUCACCCUCACAAAAUUCACUAUAGUUAAGGCUUCGUUCACAAGAGAGUGUAUAGCGUUAUACUUUCACCGAUAUUAAUUGAAGAGUUGUCUAAUAUCUAUAUUUGCAACUGAACUGGGUCUUUUCAGCGUACACCACGUCACUGACGACUAUACAGGGUGUUUUUGAAUAUAUGUCCCACAUUUUUCAACUCUUUUGAAGGUAAAAAGUUUGUGUUCUAAAAUGCUUCGUGUUGGAGAUAGAGGGGGUGUCAAAGUAUUGAUAAUUUUUUUUUCUCUAAUAUCUUUGGUAGUCAGUCUAGAUAUU